Molecule: messenger RNA, 1766 nt
Organism: Ipomoea nil (Japanese morning glory)
Lineage: Eukaryota; Viridiplantae; Streptophyta; Magnoliopsida; Solanales; Convolvulaceae
Product: cyclin-D4-1-like
Exons: 6
Coding region: 343-1359 (338 amino acids)
Biological process (GO): mitotic cell cycle phase transition; regulation of cyclin-dependent protein serine/threonine kinase activity
Cellular component (GO): cyclin-dependent protein kinase holoenzyme complex; nucleus; cytoplasm
Molecular function (GO): cyclin-dependent protein serine/threonine kinase regulator activity
Source: RefSeq, a predicted model, not a curated record
CGCAAAUUUUAAUCUCUACGAAGGCCUCAUGCUCCGUAUGAAGAGCUAUAAACGGAGAACUCUCCUUCAUUGUUCUCCGGGCCCUUCGUCUCUGCAGAUUUUCAUCGAUCCUCUCUCCCCACACGAGAGCGAUUGUUGACUAAAAGAAACUAGAACUGCUUCAUCUUCUUGGGUUUUCCCUAUAUUCAUAUUUACUCCCAUAGGAUUCACUGUUUAAAUCGCGCCAUUAAACCAUAUAAGCGCGCUUUCUAUAGAUAAAUUUGGCGCCAAUUUUGUAUCUGGGUGGGUGAGAAAGAGGGUUGAGGAGCAUAAAGAUUGGAUUUCUAAGGUAUUCCAAUUCCAAUGGCACAGAGUUCCCACAGCGCUGUCUUGAGUCUUCUGUGUACAGAGGAUAGCGGUAGCAUAUUCUGCGAUGAAGUUGACGGCGUGGGGAAUGAGUUCUUGGAGGAUGGGUUUUGGGAUAAAUGGAUUCAUAAGAAUCAUCGGAACGAUCUGUGGGAGAGUUUGACUUGUCUGCCUGUACAUAGUGAGGAGUGUUUGGUUUCGAUGAUUCACAGGGAGAGUGAGCACUUGCCUGCUCGUGAUUAUUUGACAAGAUUAAGGAGUGGGGACUUGAUUAUUGAGGCUAGAGUUCAGGCUCUUGAUUGGAUCUUUAAGGCUCAUGCACAUUUCAAUUUUGGACCUCUGUGUGCAUAUUUGGCUGUGAAUUACUUUGAUCGGUUUCUUUCGGCCUACGAGUUACCUAAGGGCAAGGAGUGGACAAUGCGGUUGCUAGCCAUAGCUUGUCUGUCUCUUGCGGCUAAAAUGGAUGAGGGUGGAGUCCCGUCGUGUUUAGAUCUGCAGGUAGGGGAUGAUAAGUUUGUGUUUGAUGCUAAAGCCGUCAAGAGAAUGGAACUUCUUGUGUUGAGCACGCUGAAUUGGAGAAUGCGAUCUGUCACUCCAUUCUCGUUCAUAGACUGUUUCUUUAAGAAGAUAAAUGGCGACCGGGAUGCUUCAAGAUUUUCAAUCGGGAAAUCUUUACAACUCGUACAAAGCAUGCUUAAAGGAAUUUACUUCUUGGAGUUCAGGCCAUCUGAGAUAGCAGCAGCAGUGGUGAUCUCUGUUGCGGUGGAAACCGAGGGAGUAGACAUCGAGAAAGUGUUAUCUGCUCUCACUCCUUAUGUACAAAAGGAUAGAGUGAUCUACUGUUUGAAAAUCAUGGAACUACCUCUGCUAAGUAGCUAUGGCGACUAUCCGGGGACUUCAAUUCCUUUUGUGCCUCAAAGUCCAAUUGGCGUUCUUGAUGCUGCGUGUUUGAGUUAUAAAACUGAUGAUUCGGGUGUUAAGAGAAGGAAGCUAAAUGGACCCCGUGAAAUAUAACACAUGAUUUUGCAUCGAUAUAAACCUACCCUCUUUUGUUGAAUUUGAACUUUGGCAUGGUUUUAAAGUGUAAUCUCAGAAGAACUUCACAGAGGAUAAAAGGCAAUGAAGAGAAUAUGGCGGUAAAGAAGGCGUUUUUGGUACUUGGUUCAUUGGUGGUUGCAUUAUUGAAGAGAAUUAUCAUGAAGUAGCUGAUAUACAAUAAACUUUGAAGCUUUUGAAGGCAAAAAGGUCCAGUGAAAAUGGGAGAAAAUGCAGGAGAAUAAUAUAAUUUUCUUUUCUGAGUUUCUGAAAUUUCAGGUAUGUAUUACUUGUAAGGUUUCUAUCACAACCAAUAAAAUAGAAAUAAAUCCAAAAACAGAAGGAAGAUGUUAAAUUGUUUGAGAAUAAAAGAUGUUUACUGAAAA